AUGCUAGUCAGCGCGCCCUACCAGUCCUUCGACCGCGUCCCUGACCUUCGAUCUCAACACGCUCACGUUUCUUACUCGACGCUGGUCCCCGGCCCACCAGCCAAAGACCACUUCGACGCCAUGACGCUCUCGUCCUCACACGCCAACACGGCUCUGUUUGCCGAGAGCCGUGGCAGCAUGACCAACAGCACCACCGACAGCCACGACCAGUCUUCGCCCAUCGCCAGCACUUCCUCGGGCGCGACAUCACACAACCUCGCACAGCCGGUACCGACGCGACCCAAGAACCACGUUCGCGGGGUGGCCUCAGACUCUCGCCUCUGGACAACAGGGCGCAGCUUCUUCGAGGGCCGCUAUCGCGAGCGUCAGGCUUUCGUCUCGGCCCAAGAGCAGAAGGACUUGGAGGCGGAGCGGGAUGCCAUCCAGCAGAUCCAGAAUGUUCAAGCAGCCAAGCGUCGCGCCAAGAUGAUGAGGCUCACCCCAGCCUUCCCUUCGGUCCCUCGCGAAAGCGCCCACACACCCAGCCCGCCCUCCAGCGAGGCUUCCUCGGCACGCACAGCGAGCGAGGCAGAUCUCUCGACGCCGCCUGACAACCGACUGGCCUUCCCCAGCCCAAAGACGCGCCUCAGUAUGGCCGCAAAUCAGAACGGCGUUGCUCCCAUCCACCCGGCCUCCAGAAAGGCGCUGGCGCUCAAAGCCAACAGCCCUGGCCCUGAAGUUCUCGGCGGCCUCAGCCUGGACCUGCACUGCUUGCCGUCGCCCGCCGGCGAUCGCUCUUCCAUCUCGUCCACCGCGUCCGCCAGCUCGGAACUUGUUCGCAAAAAGUCGGGAGAGCCCGUCAAGUCGUCUCUCAAGCAGUACUCUGGCAGCUACAUUGUACCCCGCUCAGCAAGCGCAGCGACCUUCUCCAAUCCAUCGUACGGUGCCAAGUCGGUGCCCACCACCCCCAGCGCGAUGAAGACUGUCCACUUUGACACGCAACUCGAGCACAUCAAGAUCUUCAAGACGAAAGGACGUCCCCAAGCCGUGUCGCGCGAGGCCAGUCCGGAGCACACCGAAACCGAGACCGAGGAGGAACGAGACUAUCCCUGGUUCGGUUCCCGUCGCGGAGGUGGUUCCGGCCGACAAGCCGGUCACCGAAGUCCUGUCAACCCCACCACCCCUGAAGCUCUCGAAGCCGACGAGCAGCUUGUGCUCCGCCUACCCAACUUCCCCUCGUCCGCCAAGCUCUCGCUCGACAAGGACAUCUUCCUCGAGCGCAUCUACCUCUCGGACGACUUGCGAUCCGUUCGCGGUACCGUCCAAGUCAAGAACCUCAGCUUCGAAAAGUGGGUCGCUGUUCGCUUCACGCUCGACCACUGGGCCACUGUCAACGAGGUGUCAGCCGAGUACUCGGAGAGCAUCAAGGAGGGCGCUGCCGACCGCUUCGUCUUCUCCAUCAAGCUUAACGAGGUGCUCAAUUGGCCUCGCGGCGCUGGUCUCAACGAGACCAAGACCAUCUUCCUGUGCCUGCGCUACACCACCGGUGGCCGCGAGAUUUGGGACAACAACGACGACGGCAACUACCAGCUGGACUUCCGCAAGCGCCCUGUGCAGCCCGCCGAGGCGACACGCAUGCCCCCUUCUUCGACCGACGCUCCGCGUGCUUCGCCCUCGUCGUUUGGCAACACGGCGCCAAGACGAUAUACCCUCGGCUCCAUGGGCCCCUCCGCCACCUCAUCCAUCAUCGAGAUGGGUCGCAGGACCGGUGUCUACGGCCAGAAAGCCACGCGCGACCAUGCCAUGGAGAGGCUCAAGCAGGAGCUCGAACGCCUUCGUUCCGACGAAGAGGAGGCCGACAAGGCUCCUGCCUCUGCCGAUUUCAUCACCGAGCUCGCCAAGCGUCGCUCGCCUCCCGUGUCGCCCGGUGGAGCUGGCAAGCCCGGCUCGCCUUCCAUGUGGUCGGCAAGGUACGACUUUGGCGCCUCGCUUCGCGACCCUACCAGUGGCAGUCGAAAGACCGAAGCGGGACGCGCCGCCGCGCUCGACUACUUCUCGGCGCGACCAGCAGCAGUUGCCGCUACGAGCCCGAUGCGAUCCUCGUUUGUUGUCAGUGCAGCCACGCCCUCGCCGGAUGGAUCGACGCCCAGGAGUGCCGCCGAGCUUGUUCCCAAGUUUGGUCGUCUCGGCAUGCUCAGCCCCGGUUUGGGCGAGAUGGUGGUCGAGCACCCUGUCGUCAGCAGCUCCAACACGAGCUCGCCCAGCGGCUCCCUGCUUCAGGUGCCGCAGGUGGGCACCGCAGGCCUUUUCAGCCCUGACGUGCCCGUCUCUCCCUCGCCCUCGGCCUCGGCGCGCUACCACUCGUUCCCGCCCAGCCGCAACAUGCAGAGCUUUGGCGCGUGGGACGAAGAGCUCCACAAUGGCCUCGGUUCCGGUUCGGCAUCUGGUUCCGGCUCCGCGAACGGCUCUAGGUCGGGCACUCCGCCCUCGCCACUCGGCUUUUCUUCUUCGAGGAUCGCCGUCAAGAGCGAUGGCCUUGUGCUCGAAGACUACACGCCCGACGGCAGCCAGGCGUCGCCCAACUCGAUGACCAACUCGCCCAACCCGUUCUCGCCUCCGCUCUCGGCGAGCUCGAUCGACUCGGACUCUACGGCGAUGGUCGACGCCAACGGCAAAUCGUCCUUGUCGACCCUGGCCGACAGCCUGGACAACCUUGGCAAUGUUGGCAGCUCGUCGUCGUACCGCUUCCUCCGAGCCGAUCAGAGGCCCAGCUCGUACGCUGCCGGAGACGAUGCGGAACAGCACGGAUACUCGUCGUCCGCGCUGUCUUCCACGACGCUCUCCCCGUCUUCCGAGUUGGCGACGCCGGAUGAGGAAUUCAUGCGCCCUUCGAACCUGACGAGUUUCAACGAACUCGUGGCGCGCUACUGCUGGAACAGCGACAAUCAGGUGCCGCAAGCCAGCCCUGAGGCCUCUGCUCUGAUGCCGCAGACCCCGCACACACCCACCUCUACCUCGGGUCGCUCGACUCCCAUUGCCCGCGCUGGCGGUGCCUAUUGA
Kalmanozyma brasiliensis GHG001 is the source of this 3039-nucleotide messenger RNA. Its product is annotated as putative phosphatase regulatory subunit. The record is from RefSeq and is a predicted model, not a curated record. Gene Ontology annotation, biological process: regulation of glycogen biosynthetic process. Bases 1 to 3039 code for a protein of 1012 amino acids. NCBI's taxonomy places the organism in Eukaryota, Fungi, Basidiomycota, Ustilaginomycetes, Ustilaginales. Gene Ontology annotation, cellular component: protein phosphatase type 1 complex. The transcript has a single exon. Gene Ontology annotation, molecular function: glycogen binding; protein phosphatase 1 binding.